AUGAUCAGGCAUAAGGGAGGAAAGAAGAAAAAUCAUCAACGAAAAGGAGAGCGUCGACGGUUCAAAUAUCCUCGAACGGCGAUCAAUAUAGGAAUGGGAAUUGCAAUCCUCUUUGUCUUUGGAUUUGAAUAUCGAUACAUGCUGACAAUCCAUGACACUGCGGAUGAAAGUGAAUCUGACUCCUCGUCAACAACGCCCCUGAAUAAGACACGCCUGAACGUUGAUUUAGUAUCUCAUCGAAUCGGAAUGGUACCAAGGAGAAUCUUGCGCUCGGAAAGUCUUCAUGAGACUGAUGCAUUCUUACACGGCAUCCAUCCCGUGGAACGAAAAUUCUACCAAACUCAUCCCCGAGUAGUUGCUCUGGGUGACAAGGGCACCGUCAAGAAACUGAGCCAAGUGGUGAUCAUGUCUAGGAAACGAUCGUUGAAUAUGACAUUAUCUUCCAUAAUACCGAACUCUCCAGGGGAGGCUCCACUUUUAGACUUUGAACGUCCCUUUUUCGAAGAGUGUGAACAGCUUGUUUAUCCAAGGAUACAUCCCACAUGCAAUGCUCUACAUGAGAAACAUGUUGAAUCUGAUGCUACCCUGAUAUCUACAGCUGGAUCAUGGAGGACAACCUGGAGAAUAGAAGGAGACGAGGUUGCCAUGAAGAUGCUGAAUUAUGCUCGGUCCUUUGAUGAGAAAUCGGUGUAUGCACAUGCCGUGGAUGCAAUGGUCAUGGAUCAGCUUACUUCCAGCCCGUAUACUGUCAACGAAUAUGGAUUCUGUGGGCAGUCUGUCCUGACGGAAUGGGCAUCCAUGUCGGGACGCGAUCACGUCAAGUCCUACGAUGUGAAGAAUAGAGCCAGGCUAAAGAUGGCCAGAGAUCUGGCUCGUGGACUCGCUGAUUUGCAAGCAUUUCACCACUUGCACUCUUACCAUACCACCAACAGGACAGCUCUGUUUGCUCACAACGAUAUCAACAUUGCAAACACGAUAUAUGUCAAUGGAAUGGUCAAGUGGAAUGAUUUCAACAUUGGAAUCUUUCUGCGGAACGAAAAGAAUAAUAUGGCACAAGCUUGUGGAUCACCAGUUUGGUACAAGGGUGACUUGUGGCGAUCUCCGGAAGAAGUCAAGAAUCUUAGUUAUGUCGAAGUGGAACAAGCAGACAUUUACGGUUUUGGGAAUGUCUUGUAUCAAGUCAUGACCAGGCAUCAACCGUGGACACACCAUGAGCCAGUCGGGAAAUUGAGUGAGGAAGAUGUGGCAGACCGAAAGAGGAUUGGACGAUGGCCAACGAUACCGGAAAAGUACAAGAACACCUCCAAAGUGGAGAUUAUCACCUUGUAUGCUGCCACGGUGUCUUGUUUUCACCCCGAUCCACAAAAGAGACCCACUGCGUUCGAGCUGGCAAAUGCCUUUGAGAUUGUCUACGACCGUCUCAAAAACAAAGAACGGGUCGGAAGAAUGCUUCUUGGACAGUUAUUCUUUUCCAAACGCUAA
This is a messenger RNA of Cylindrotheca closterium, 1482 nucleotides long. The record is from the annotation of a GenBank genome assembly. NCBI's taxonomy places the organism in Eukaryota, Bacillariophyta, Bacillariophyceae, Bacillariales, Bacillariaceae.